UUUCGCUCGUUGGCUGAUAACUAUAGCAAGAUGUCAGGACGGGGUAAAGGCGGAAAGGGUCUGGGCAAAGGAGGUGCCAAACGGCACCGGAAAGUCCUGCGCGAUAACAUCCAGGGCAUCACUAAACCUGCUAUUCGCCGCCUGGCUCGCCGUGGUGGCGUCAAGCGUAUCUCCGGACUCAUCUACGAGGAGACCCGUGGGGUGCUUAAGGUUUUCCUGGAGAACGUGAUCCGGGACGCUGUCACCUACACGGAACACGCAAAGAGGAAGACCGUCACUGCCAUGGAUGUCGUAUAUGCCCUGAAACGCCAAGGUCGCACUCUCUACGGCUUUGGUGGUUAAAUUUUUUUCGUUCUCGACUCAAUAGCAUACUUAAAGGCCCUUUUCAGGGCCACCCA
This is a messenger RNA of Ornithorhynchus anatinus (platypus), 398 nucleotides long. Its product is annotated as histone H4. Gene Ontology annotation, molecular function: structural constituent of chromatin; protein heterodimerization activity; DNA binding. Bases 31 to 342 code for a protein of 103 amino acids. NCBI's taxonomy places the organism in Eukaryota, Metazoa, Chordata, Mammalia, Monotremata, Ornithorhynchidae. The record is from RefSeq and is a predicted model, not a curated record. The transcript has a single exon. Gene Ontology annotation, biological process: nucleosome assembly. Gene Ontology annotation, cellular component: nucleosome.